AUGCCGAUCAAAUUGCCCAAGGCUUUUCCACGACGAAAAUCAGCUGGCAAUGCGCUUGAAGACUCUCCAAUACCCACGCAAUCCUCGUUCCGAGUCCUCGAGAGGCCGUCAAACAAGUCGUUUGAGGGCCCAGAGACCUUGAGGCGUAUUAGCUACGCUCGACCGUUGAGUGCCAGCCAGUUGGAUAAUCAACCGUAUUCAGGGGAUAACAAUAAUCUUAAUGUAAACAACCGGUAUGCUCCAAAUAGUCAUCUCAACGGGGUGGACCGUGCUGACAGGUGCGACAGCGGCAGCGGCGGUACCAAUAAUUCAGGCUCCAGUGGUGGACAUGACAAUUCCUCGGCCUCCGCCCGGUUCAGUUCAUCUUCGACCUUGCCGUCUUCUACCGACGUGCCCAUAGACGACACAAACCAGAUAAAGAAUCCCUACAGAAUGGCUGCGCCGCCUGUUCCAGAAUCUUCUGGCAUUGCUUCGCUGAAAGCUGCUGGACGUGCGUUCUCUUUCGGAAGGAGGAAGGCGGAAAGUCAAGCCCUCAAUUCGCGGCCUGCGGUUGAACAUACUCAAACUGAUGGACGAGCGUACUACGCAAGAGAAAGAGCACUCACAGAGACUAGCCACACGAGUGAAAGCACUGCCACGCCGCCCAAACUACUUGACGGCGGCCUAGGCUUCGGAUCUACGGACAACUUUGGGCGAAUGUUUGAAGAUUUUGGGAAAAGGCAGAGCCAAAUUGACUUGCCCCAGGGAGGCCUAGGUAUUCGUCAAACCGAAAGCCCGGGUAGACUGUCUCCCACAGACGAUCCGCGGGAUGGAAUGGCCCCUCCUCACCUUCCAGCCAUGGAGCGGACAUAUAGUUAUGAGAAGGGUGAUGAGAAUUUUCACCAGCCACCCCGCCCUUUAAAAUCAAACACAAUGCCACUACCGAGCUCUGCAGUGCCUACAAAUCGGAAUAGACAACCCAGACCGCCAUCGGCCGCGCUGCGAAGAAGUAGUGGAUACGGACAGCCGAGUGGCUUGGCCCGGGAUUCUCCUACGUCCCAGGAUCCAGACUCAAGGCUGUUCAUGGACUCUAUGGCGAUCAGUAGACGCCUUGACCGAGCUGCUAGUGGCGGUUAUCAAGACAGCGAUGAUGAGGACAAUCCAACGGCCUCACUAGUACCGCAAGGAAAGCACUCACCUUCCACACAGGUCACCGCAGGCGCCCAAUAUUAUUCAGCGAAUACCAACAGGCAAAUCCCCUCGAGUCCUGGCUUUGAUCCAAACCAUCGUAACGCCUCUCCCAAUCCAUGGCAAGAAAGUUCAACGAAUUCAACGCCCCGGGCGAAGAGGGUUGGGCUGGCCAACCAAGAUGAAAGGUCAAUGUUCGAUGCAUCGCCUCCUCUGCCUGGAGAGAGGGUGCCUCCACCCCGACAAAGAAUACAACCUCCGCCGAAACUUCGUACUCAAAACAAAAUCAUGACACCAACGCAGUUUGAGCGGUAUCGAAAGGAACAAGAGAUCAAUCAAGCCGUCGGCAAGCAAUCAAUCAAUGAUGAGUCUGAUGAGGAAGCGGAUGACUAUGAGGAUGACGAUGAAGUAGAGCGCAAUAAGCAGCUGGCAAAAGAGAGACGCAAGCAAGAAGCUCAUUUAGCAGUCUACCGGCAGCAGAUGAUGAAGGUGACCGGAGAGCAAUCCUCCGAUAGUCCAAACGUGCAAUUACGGCCGAGUAUGGAUCGAGCAAGUAUGAGCGCACCCAACGUGCAGAACCGAGCAAGCAGUAUAGAAAUCAAUUUCGACAAGCCUUCAGAUGAUGGAGAAAGGGGAAGUGACGAGGAGGACGAAGAUGUACCACUGGGCGUUCUCGCUGCACAUGGCUUUCCUUCAAAGACCAGACCGCCUACCUCAAUGAGUGCAAACAGUACUAAGAUACAGUAUAAGAGCGAGUCCUAUCCUCCACCACCAGCGUCCACGAGCGGUGCUUCCCAAGGUGGUCGAGCGAGUGGUUUGCCGCCUUUCGCUAGACACCUUCCACAAGAUCCCUACUACGGAGCCAGCCUCGUCAACUCUCCUAACCGAGAGUCCCUCGCCAUGGGCCACCAAGGCCCUCCUUCAGUAGCUGGGAGCAUUCCACCUCAUGUCCCGCCAGCUGGUCUCGUUGGUGUCAUUGCAGGUAUGGGUCAGAUGCCGGGAAUGCCACCUGGGAUGCCACCAAUUAUGUCACCUGGUGAAAGAGCAACUGUCCAGAUGUCUGAACAGAUGUCGCAGAUGAUGCAGAUGCAAAUGCAAUGGAUGCAACAGAUGCAACAAAUGAUGUCGUCGGGAAUGCAGUUGCCGCCCGGUCAGGUACCUCCAAUGAUGCCUGGGCCACCCGGCAUGAUGAUGCCGCCAAUGAUGCCUCCUGGGUACGGUCAGCCUGCAAGACCAGCGUCAUCCGGCCCUCCGACCGGAAAUGUUACGCCUGGAGGUCAGGCGCCAGGCAGUCGUGCAAUGAGCAUGAUGGGCGCUCAGUCUUGGCACCCACCGCAGCCUAACAAUCGACAAUCUUUUGCCCCAAGUGUAAUGAGCGGUGGGCUUGCUGGAGGAGGCCCAGGAUACACGCCCUCUUUAGCGCCUUCCGAGCGAAGUAACGUUGGUCUACCAUCACGCUAUCGACCUGUUUCUAUCGCUCCAGCAGACGAACACAAUCCCAGAGCUCAUUCCAGAACGUCAACUUUGAAUAGCAAUACUUUGCAUCCAGGUGCUCUAGGCAGAGAUAGCAGACUGUCAUCUUCUCAGGAACGAAAAAGCAAUCUCUCGUUGCGACCGAUCAGUCAAGCACAGAUGAGGAAGAGUGGCAGUGACGACGAUGAUGAAGAAGGAUGGGAGGAGAUGAAGAAGAACAGGGACAAAAAGAAGAGCAAGUGGAGGCUCAACAGGAAGAAGGAUGAGCAAGCUGAACCUGGCCUCGAGUAUUAUGAAUAUACCGACGCUUAA
This is a messenger RNA of Bacidia gigantensis, 2952 nucleotides long. RefSeq lists its product as uncharacterized. The record is from RefSeq and is a predicted model, not a curated record. The coding region runs from base 1 to 2952 and encodes 983 amino acids. Lineage: Eukaryota; Fungi; Ascomycota; Lecanoromycetes; Lecanorales; Ramalinaceae. The transcript has 2 exons.